This is a messenger RNA of Rhopalosiphum maidis (corn leaf aphid), 2757 nucleotides long. RefSeq lists its product as uncharacterized. Gene Ontology annotation, molecular function: protein binding. NCBI's taxonomy places the organism in Eukaryota, Metazoa, Arthropoda, Insecta, Hemiptera, Aphididae. The transcript has 7 exons. The record is from RefSeq and is a predicted model, not a curated record. Bases 229 to 2757 code for a protein of 842 amino acids.
UUAAUACUUUUGUAGUUACAUGAACUGACAAACUAUUUUAAAAACGUUUUGUUGAUGUUUAAACAUAGAUAUCCAAUAACGCAACAAUUAAUAUAAUAGUUAUUAGUUAUUAUUUAUUAUUUGUAAGUUAUAACUAUUGAUAUUUUGAGAUAUAUAUAUAUCCGGAAGAAAAUUCAAUUUGUACUGUUAUUAGUCAUUUUCUAGUUUUUUUUUCAUUCAGCAAUAAAUAUGUUUGCUUCAAUGUUUAAAACACUCCAAAGUAAAUCUGAGGUCAAAGCUAAGAAGGAAUCAUUUGCUGUAAAAUCUGAAACAGUAAAAAUUACUUCAAAAGAUGUUAAAAACAUGUUAACUGAAUUGGAUGAAAUCAAAGAUAAUUCAGAUAAUGAUGAUAAUUGUUCCGUGACAAAAGACGAUGUUACUGAUGCUAUUGAGUCAUUGUCUAUCGUUGAUAAUCGUCCAGAACAUUUAAAUGACAAUGCUUCAAUUGAAAAUUUUGAUGACACUAAAAGUGAAGUAAGCUCUAUUGGAGAAAAUCAAAUAGAUAUUGCUACAAUUGAGGAUCUCAAUAUAAAAAAAACUGUGAAUCAAAUAAAUAAUCUUCAAUGUUUAUUUACAUGGAAUGUAAAGUCAAAAAAAAAGAAUAAUUUUAUUUUACACAUACGGAAUAAAUAUGGAGAAUACAACUUAAAUAUAUCUUCAUCUGAUUUUACAUUAGAAAGAUUUAUAGGUAAUUUAAUUAUUUCUUAUGAAUUAUUUCAUAAUGGUGAACCCGAAUUAGCCCAAAUGAAAAUAUUAGAAAUUGGGAAAUGGCUUGAAGAAUUAGAUAAAAGUACUGAUGAGUUUUAUUUAUCUAUUAAAAUUGGUCUUCAACAUAUUAUGAAGGCUACUUUCAUUCAUAUGUUAUUUGCUACAAAUCUUACUGGAGAAUGUAAAUGGUUAUUGGAUGAUAUUGUGUUAAUGUCCAUAAUGGAUUCUAAAUCAAGAGCAUCUUUAUACGCAAUACGUGCAGCUGUAUUAGUUGAAUAUGGUGGAGAUGAAAGCCAUUUAAAAAAAGCUUGUGAAUUAACAAAAAAAGCAUGUGAUUUAGACCCUAAAACUUCUCAUUGGUUUUAUAUUCGUUCACUUGCACUGACAGCUCAAAGACAUUUCUUACUGUCAUAUAAAUCAGUUCCAGCUGAAAAUGAAAUUAAUGCAAUUAAUCAAGCAAAUAUUUUGUUUGAUGGAAUAAAUAUACUUUUCAAAUAUCAUGAAAUGGUUCUAUUUAAAGAUACUACACUUGGAAAUUAUCAUAAUAAUAAAAAUAAAAAUGAUAAAAAUCUGAUAAAAAAAAAUUUACAAGACAACAAAAAAAUUGUUAAUAUGAUCAAAACCUUAAUUAGCAAGGAUCCAAAAGACCCUCUCUUGGUUGUUAACUGUGCUAGAACAUUAAUGACUCUUCCAAUUAUGGUUCGUGAUUUUAAUUUGGGAAAACAAUAUUUGACCAAAGCUUUUGAAAUGGCACCAAAUGAUUCAACUGUUUUAAACGCAAUUGAAAACACAGUUCAGGCUUAUAAAAAUAUUACAAAAAAACAGAAACCUAGAAAUAAUGAAACAAAACAAAAUCAACCACCAUUGAAGAUAAAAAUAUCAAAAUUAGAAAAUGAUUUAGGACUUAUAGUGAAAAGACAAAAAAAUGGAGAAGAUCCUAUUCCUUACCUCACUAAUUUAAUUUCUCAAUACGAUGGACUAGAUAAAUCAAAAAUUAUAGCUCAGCUAUGUUCUUAUAUAAUAUUAUUCACAAACAACCUAAGAUCGAGUGUCGAAGAGUUUAUAAAACUGAUAGAAACACCAGGAAUGGCCAAUAAUGAUAUAAUUACAAAACAUUCUUCAUUGUUUGGUUCAAAGCCAUUUAAUUUAUCAGAGCUUAUUUGUAAUGAAAUUAGAUUGACUACAAAUUUAAGUGGUACGUCUUCUGAUAAUAUGGUGUAUUAUUAUAAAAUGUUAGCUAAAAUCAUGGAAACAUGUAAUCUAAAAAUGAAAGAAGUUAACUCAUCCAUGAAGAGCAAGCUUGUUGAUUCAUAUGAUAAAUCUAAAUGUUCAAAUACAUCAGUGCAAAGUGAAACUGAAUCUUUAGAAAGCGAGAAAAAUGAUAAAAAUAUUAAAAAAAAAAAUAGAAAUAAGGUGAAGCACUUGCAAACGAAAGGUCCUAAAAUAUUUAUACAAAAAGAUAAAUUGAUUAAAGAAUCAAAAAUUACAAAUGAUAACUCUAAAAAUAGUGAAAAUAAAAAAAAACCCUCAGAAAAAGCACAAAAUAACAAACCACAGCCACAAAAUACAAAACCACAGCCAAAAAAUAAAAAACCACAGCCACAAAAUACAAAAGCAUGUGAUGUCAAUCAAAUGAAAAUUAAAAUGGAAAAAGUUCUAAAUUCUUCUAAUGGAAAAGGGGAUGGACUUAACAGUAAAUCUAAGAAUUUGACUGUGGAGAAUUUGGAAAGAAGUUUGGAAAAGAAUUCUGAAAUACAUCGUUAUACCCAACAGUUAUAUCAAAACAUUUUAGCUAGCACACAUUCACGUUUUAUUUCACCUAGUGCAUCUUCUGGUGAUCUUAAUAGCUAUUUUAAUCUAAACCAUGCAAACUUGAGCUCACCAUUUCAGAAUCUUCCAUAUACACCAUCAUUACUUAGUUUAAGACCCCAAAUAAAUCCACCGAGUCCACAGAAUCCAAAACCUAAAUCGAAAACAAAUUCUGUUCAAUUAAAUUCAAAAAAAAAAUAG